This is a messenger RNA of Alligator sinensis (Chinese alligator), 1965 nucleotides long. It is a transcript of the gene HS3ST1, whose product is annotated as heparan sulfate-glucosamine 3-sulfotransferase 1. Lineage: Eukaryota; Metazoa; Chordata; Crocodylia; Alligatoridae. Bases 722 to 1669 code for a protein of 315 amino acids. The record is from RefSeq and is a predicted model, not a curated record. The transcript has 3 exons. Gene Ontology annotation, molecular function: [heparan sulfate]-glucosamine 3-sulfotransferase activity.
GCGGCCGGAUCCCCUUGGGCAGGAGGAGUCGAGCCGAGCCCUGAGCCCGCCGGGCUGCGCCACGGGGCACCGGCAGCGGCACCUGGCCGCCACGUCGGGGCGGCUCCGGCUCCUUCCCGCGCUGGUUCUCGGGGGUCUUGAGCCCUCCCUUGGCUUUCCGGAGCCAGCUGCUGCCUUCUCCCGCGGUUUGCCACCGCGCAGCACGCCCGCCACCCCCAAGAUUGAGGGUCUCCAGCUGUCCCCCUUCAGAGGCACCUGCUGCUCUCACCCCGUCCAUGGGCUCCCUCCCCGGGCAGGGCUGCCGCCUUCCCCAGGUAGCUCAGAGCCGGGUUGUAGCCAGGAUGCUCCAGAAAUUAUGCAAGAGGCAAGGACUGCGUAGGCUGAGAUCUUUUAUUGGACCAGCUGGUUGGGAUAUCCACAGAGGCUGGACUUUCCUGAGGCUGCUGGUCCUUGUGGCUGGUCCUCCAUCUAGCAACAUGAGGAGACACUGAGCAAACUGAGAGCCAGUCCAUUCACUUGUCCAGGAUGUGACUGCUGCUAACUAUCAGCAUCAACACUUACUUAUUUGCCAUUUUUGCAGAAAUGUUCAGUUUAAAAAGUGACUUUUCUGCUUGAGAAGUACGCUCAGCAAAAGAAUCACAAGUUUCAAAGACUGUUCUAUGUGGAAAUUGCUACCUACCCUAUUACCUGGUUGAGUGAAACCAGACUAAGAACUUUUGCCAUGGCAGCUUUUCUACUGGGAGCUGUGCUGCUUAUUGCUCAACCUCAUAUAGUGCCUUCCAGACCAGCUGUACAUCCUAAGGCAGAGGCUCCUUCUCAGUCUGUUCAGAAAGAACUUUUAAAGAAAACAUCUCUCAAAAAUGACUUUAAAGAAAACAUUCAUUCUAAUGGAUCUCGCCAGCAGCUACCACAAACUAUCAUCAUUGGAGUAAGAAAAGGUGGAACAAGAGCCUUAUUAGAGAUGUUGAGUCUCCAUCCAAAUAUUGCAGCAGCAGAAAGUGAAGUCCAUUUCUUUGACUGGGAAGAUCAUUAUGGAAAUGGACUACAGUGGUAUAUGAAUCAAAUGCCAUUCUCUUAUCCCCGUCAGAUCACAGUGGAAAAAACCCCAGCAUAUUUCACAUCACCCAAAGUGCCUGAAAGAGUUUAUAACAUGAAUGAAUCAAUAAGAUUACUCCUUAUUUUAAGAGAUCCAAGUGAGAGAGUAUUAUCAGAUUAUACCCAAGUGUUCUAUAAUCAUGUGCAAAAGCACAAGCCGUAUCCUUCCAUUGAACAAGUUCUGAUUAAAGAUGGUGAACUCAACGUGGACUACAAGGCAAUAAAUAGAAGCUUAUAUUAUAUUCACAUGGAAAACUGGUUGAAGUACUUCCCUCUUGGUCACAUUCACAUUGUAGAUGGGGAUAAACUAAUCAAAGAUCCCUUCCCAGAAAUAGAGAAGGUAGAGAGGUUUUUAAGGUUGUCACCUCAAAUAAAUGCUUCAAACUUUUAUUUCAAUAAAACUAAAGGAUUUUAUUGUCUAAGGGACAGUGGUAGGGAACGUUGCUUACAUGAAUCAAAAGGAAGAGCACACCCACAAAUAGACUCCCGUUUACUUGAUAAACUGCAUGAGUAUUUUCAUGAACCCAAUAGGAAAUUCUUUGAGCUUGUUGGCAGAACAUUUGACUGGCACUAAUUUGUGGUAAGUUAGUGAUAAGCUUCAGAGCCUAUGUUCCACUGUACAUUUAGAACUUUUAAAAAGGGCAUUUAAGCUGUAAUUUAUUUGUAAAUUCCAUAAAUACUUCUGUACAGUAUUAGAUUCACAAUUGCCAUAUAAACUAGUUAUAUUUUUCUACUUGUUAAAUAUGAAAGCAUUUUGUAUUGUUUUACAUGGUUGUUAACAUUGUGUAUUAUGUCUCUAUAUGAAAGAACUGCGGAAGAUGCUCUCCUGAGAUUGUCUUGUCUUUUUAAUAAAUAAGAAAUUCAAUUCGA